AUGUCCGAAACGUCAUCUUCUGUACAAGUCUUAAAACCGACUUCUGCUCUUAAAGAACUAAACUGUAAUACAAUGUCCACACCUGUGGGAAUAUUGCGUAAUACUAAUCACGCGCAACAGAAAAAACCCUUGGAAGUUGUGGCAGGCCCUCUUUCCGACACCUCCGAAUCUGAAAUUGAAGGUGCAAAUCAAGUUGACAAUGGUCCAGGAUAUGAAACCGAACCUGAAGGGGUCUUGAACCCCGAGGAGGCCAGAGAAACUUUGCACCAUGAAAAUAUAAUAAAAGCCGGAUACCUCGAAAAGAAACAGGAGAUACGAAAUAAUUGGAAACGGAGGUGGUUUGUGUUGAGACCAACAAAGUUAGCGUAUUACAAAAGUGAUAAGGAAUACGAACUUCUUCGGAUCUUAGAUUUGAAUGACAUCCGAGCUGUCGCUGAAGUAAAGCUAAAAAACAGAACGGAUGUGUUUGGCAUUGUAACACCCAAACGUACAUAUUAUGUUCAGGCUGUUAAUAAAAAAGAGCUGGAGGAAUGGGUGGAUGUUAUAAAUAAGGUCAAAAAGGAAGUCCAAGAUGAUGAAUUUCUUGAUAAGGAUGAUGAGGGAAUUCAGGCCGACAGCGAGAUUGCGACUUCAAAGAAAGGAAAAUCACAAGCAAGGAAUUCGCGUUCCCUGAAACUCGAGACACAGUUAUCACCUGGUCAGAUGUCACCAGAAGUCGAGUCCCCGACUAUUGAUCAUCAGGCAUCACAAUUUCAAUCGACAGAAAAAGGCGAAGGGGAUAAUUCUCAUGUAUCUUUAUCUCGCGUCUCUGCGGGUUCCAUUCACAAUGGUCCAUCAUCGCCUACAAGUCCAAUGGCAGGUCAAUUCGUCCCAGAAAGGAAGGAUACUUGGAAAAAAAGAUGGUUUGUGCUGAAGAAUACCAAAUUAUGUUAUUACAAGGAUCAUGAGGGAAAACGUGCUCACAAGAACAUUAAUCUUUCGGAUAUCCUCGAUGCCAUUGAAAUCGAUGACGUAUCCAAAUCAAAGAAACAUUGUUUCAAAAUCAUCACUCCUAAACGGAAUUACAUUUGUUGUGCCGCAAGUGAAGAAUUACAGGUUGCGUGGUUGGCUUCUUUGCAAAUGGCUCUGGAGAAGAUAAAGGAGAAACACAAAGAAUAG
Molecule: messenger RNA, 1158 nt
Organism: Acaulospora morrowiae
Lineage: Eukaryota; Fungi; Glomeromycota; Glomeromycetes; Diversisporales; Acaulosporaceae
Source: the annotation of a GenBank genome assembly